Messenger RNA from Jaminaea rosea, 1540 nucleotides. RefSeq names its product Pkinase-domain-containing protein. Bases 23 to 1462 code for a protein of 479 amino acids. Gene Ontology annotation, biological process: protein phosphorylation; regulation of mitotic cell cycle. The record is from RefSeq and is a predicted model, not a curated record. NCBI's taxonomy places the organism in Eukaryota, Fungi, Basidiomycota, Exobasidiomycetes, Microstromatales. Gene Ontology annotation, cellular component: nucleus. Gene Ontology annotation, molecular function: ATP binding; cyclin-dependent protein serine/threonine kinase activity. The transcript is spliced from 2 exons.
CUUUCUCUUCCCUCACCAUGCAAUGAAUCAAGAGCAACAGCGGCCACAGGAGCUGAGCAGCAUCAAUCCUGGCCACCGCGAAGACAUAGACGACAACAACGGCGAGGGCUCUAGUGCGGGCGUCACGCGAGCUGAGCGUCCCCUCUACCCUGCGCCUCGCAUCCCCCCACCUCGUAACCUCCAUCCUCCGAUCCAACAAUGCUCCUCCAUCAGCGCCUAUGAGCGUCUCAACCGCAUAGAGGAAGGGUCCUACGGCAUAGUCUAUCGCGCCAGACAUACCUCAAGUGGACGUAUCGUAGCGCUCAAGAAGCUCAAAAUGCAAAAUGAGCGGCAAGGCUUUCCCAUCACCUCACUCCGGGAGAUCCGCACACUCAUGAUGGCCUCGUCCCACCCCAACGUGGUUCGGCUACACGAGAUAGCCGUCGGCGAUACCCUGACACAGAUCUUUCUCGUCUUCGAGUUCGUAGAGCACGACCUCAAGACUUUAUUGAUGGAUAUGGGGCCUGGCCUCUUUUCGCUGUCCGAAAUCAAGAGUCUGCUCAGGCAGCUACUGAGUGGGCUAGGCCAUUUGCAUAGCCAUUGGAUUAUACAUCGCGACUUGAAGAGUAGCAACUUGUUGCUGGAUAAUCGAGGAAGACUGAAGAUUGCGGAUUUUGGGCUGGCGAGGUUGUAUGGGGAGGGCGGGCCCGCAGCAAAGCCAGAGGCUACCUCACGCAACGGUGACCAAGCCAAAAGCAGCAGCAGCAACAGAACCAGAUCGCCGCCACCAGGUGCUCUUACUGACCUAGUCGUCACACUGUGGUAUCGCAGCCCUGAGCUGCUCCUGGGCCAGACGGACUACGAUACUGCCAUCGACGUGUGGUCUGUCGGGUGUAUCAUGGCCGAGCUACUCAAGGGGGAGCCGCUAUUCCAAGGCAAGAAUGAGAGUGAUCAGAUCAUCAAGAUCUUCACAACCCUCGGUCCCCCAACAACGACCAGCUGGCCCGCCGUGAAGGACCUCCCUCUUGCCCCCUCAAUCCUCAAAUCCUUCUCUCGUUCCCCACUCUGCACACCAUCCCUCACUUCUCGCUCCCCGCGCUCCCUCCUCUCCUCCCAUCUCCCCACUUCGGUAGAGCAACACGGCUCCGCCUGUCUUGACCUACUGCUUGGUCUGCUCUGCUACGACCCUUCGCAACGCUUGACUGCUGAGGAAGCCGAGAAGCAUUCUUGGUUCGCAAGGGAGCCACCUAGACCUGCUCAUCCGGAGAGCUUCGGGACUUGGCCUAGUAGGGCUGCUGGAGAGGUCAGGAGGCAGGUGGAUCUGAGGGAAAGAACGCCAAGUGCACCGCCGCCUGGGCCGAGACGGAGGCGAGGUGAGGAUGAGGUGGACGAGAAUGGGUCGAGGAAACGGUCGAGAGAGGGUACGGACAGCUUGAGCGGGCAACGGAAGAGGCAGGAGUAUGAACUCGACUUUGGCUUUUGAGUCUUCAGCUCACUGUGCAGGACUUGGGUUGGUAUUGUGUUAUUGUACAAUGAAAAAGAACGUCCAUUGGCCUCAGCG